AUGGAGAAUGUUAGCAUGAAUGAUGUGAGUGAACCUAUUUUUGGGAUGUUAUUCAAUUCAGAACAGGAUGCAUAUGAUUAUUACAAUAGUUAUGGAUGGGUAAUGGGGUUUAGUGUUAGGAAACACUUUCUGAAUAAGAGCAAGAAAGACAAGAUGACCAUAACAUCUAGGGGAUUUGUCUAUUCAAAAGCUGGUUGUUGGUUGAGUGAUAAGCGAGACAUCAAUACUGCUAACCCCCGAGCUGAGACAAGAACAGAUUGCCAGGCACGAAUGAACAUAUGUUUGGUUGAUGAUGGAAAAUACAAAUGUUGUGACUUUGUGAAGGAACAUAAUCAUGAGCUUCAUAUUACAUCAACAAUUCAUAUGAUGAGUUCACAGAAGAAUAUGUUAGACAUACAUAGGCAAGAAAUUGAUUUGACAGAUGACUCGGGGAUCAGGCCUAGAUCCACAGUUGAGUUGAUGGGUAGGCAGGCUGGUGGGAUCAAAAACCUGAGUUGUUUGACCCAAGAUGUUAGGAACUAUCUCCGCACUAAAAGACAACGUGCCUUGACAUAUGGUGAAGCAGGUAAUUUGAUGAAGUACUUUGUUACCCAAACUAGGAAUAACCCAUCUUUCACAUACUCGUUUCAACUGGAUAGUGAAGAACAAAUAACUAACAUAUUUUGGGCUGAUCCAAAAAUGAUCAUUGACUACGCACAAUUUGGAGAUGUAGUCAGCUUUGACACUACAUUUCGCACUAAAAAAGAGUGUAUGCCAUUUGGGUUAUUUACUGGAUUCAAUCAUCAUAGAGGGUGCACUGUAUUCAGGGUCGAUCUUUUAUAUGAUGAGACAGUGGAAUCUUUCGAAUGGUUGUUUGAGAAUGGCAUUACACAUUUGGGUCAUAUGAUGAAAGAUGGCUCCAAGUUUCUUACAGAUUUAAAGAAAUGCAUAUACCAAUACGAUGUGAAAGAUGAAUUCAAGACAGCAUGGCAUAAUUUGCUGAACGAGUAUGUUGUUAAGGAUAUGAAGCGUGGUAAUGAAUUAAAAGCUGAAUUUGAUGCACGAAAUAAGAUGCCACGACUUGCAAAUUCAAUGUCAAUUAUACAGAAACAAGUUCGGGAACUCUACACUCCUCGUAUUCCUGAAUGCUAUAUUUUGAAGAGAUGGACACGGGGAGCAAGAACUAUGGUGGUCAAUGACAGUAGGGGGAAAGAAGUUGAACAAGAUGUCAACUUGGAUUGUACGCAACGGUAUAAGCGUAUUUGUCUUGAACUUAUUCAAAUAGCAUCAGAAGCUUCAAAUACAAUUGAGGGAUACAAUUUGGUGAAAGAUGCUGCGAAUGAAUUAAGGUUGAAGCUUGGUAAUAUUAGAAUCAACCCAAUUGAUUGCCCUGAUAUACUAAUAUUUCCUGAUUUCUCUGAUAACGUAUACCCAGGAUUACGUUUGAAGCAUAAAGAGAAAAGUACAAGAGGUGGUAGACGGUUAAAGAGUUGA
Messenger RNA from Macadamia integrifolia, 1473 nucleotides. RefSeq names its product protein FAR1-RELATED SEQUENCE 5-like. Bases 1 to 1473 code for a protein of 490 amino acids. The record is from RefSeq and is a predicted model, not a curated record. The transcript is spliced from 4 exons. Gene Ontology annotation, biological process: regulation of DNA-templated transcription. Lineage: Eukaryota; Viridiplantae; Streptophyta; Magnoliopsida; Proteales; Proteaceae.